Drosophila miranda is the source of this 2302-nucleotide messenger RNA. Its product is annotated as ion transport peptide. Gene Ontology annotation, cellular component: extracellular region. The transcript is spliced from 3 exons. Bases 1126 to 1488 code for a protein of 120 amino acids. The record is from RefSeq and is a predicted model, not a curated record. Gene Ontology annotation, molecular function: neuropeptide hormone activity. Gene Ontology annotation, biological process: circadian rhythm. NCBI's taxonomy places the organism in Eukaryota, Metazoa, Arthropoda, Insecta, Diptera, Drosophilidae.
UGGCUGCGGUGGAUAAUCCUUUAACGUUCGGUGCACUUUUCCGCGAUCCGAUCGUAUACGAAUCUGAAUCCGUGUCGUGCCCAUUGCCUUGUCUACAGAUAUCGAAUGAUAUAUAGAUUUAGCGCAUAUUUAUUUUGUGCAGGGUGAAUAUUUUGGAAAAUUACCCAGAAUCGCGUAUGCAUAGGGAUAUAUCCAAAUAUAUGUAUGUGAAUAAUCGGUGCGAACGUGAGAAUUGUGCGGCCCCUGCGACGCCAACGCCGACGCCGACGCCGCUGCCACUGCCGCCGAGUGUCAAUUAUGUGGAAAUAUAUUUACAAAGAUAUAUGCAGACAUAUAUAUACAUAUAUGUACGUACGUGUUUGUUAGUGUGUGUGGUGAUUCCCUCCUGGCACUGAAUGUCACUAAAUGCGCCCGCCCGCCCCCACAACAGGCAGCUUCUUUAUCGCAUGUGAUAGAAAGAGAGAAAGAGUGCACGAGAGGAGGAGAGGAGGAGAGGAGGAGUGUGUAAGUGAGUGAGAGUGGUUUCGUCGCGCUCUGUGUCUCUGAGUGUGAGUGUGGUUGUGGUGCGUGUAGAUCAGUCGCGUCCCCCUUCCCCACCCCCCCCAACAAUCAUUCAACAAACAAUUUUCAUUCAUUGCUCCCCCGCUCGGUCCAAGCGGCGAUUCUGCUUUGCAUCUUCUCUGAUCUGCUCUGAUCUUCUCUGCUCUGCUCUGUCCCCAAAGCCACGCACAAACCGACAUCAGAUAAGAGGAGAGAGAGAGGAAGAGAGCAAAAGAGAGCCACGCGGCGUGUGAACAAAAAGUGCUCUCGUCUCCGGCGACCAUAGAACAGUGGGUUGCAUAGAUAGUGCCCGGGCCACGCCCCCUAUGACGCCUCUUAGGCGUUAUCAGCGCACACAUAAAGACCUGACCAAAAUACACACAAAAUGGCGAUGAACCCGAGUGCCAGAGAAACACCGCAGGCCUGAAACACUGAAACUGCCGUCGGUUCGGCUCCAAAUCAACACAUCCAUUGACCACAAACCACCAACACCCCCACACCCGGGUGUCCGCCCCGGGAGGAGCGAUAAGCAAUCGAAAAGUUUGGAGCCCAUAGCUCGUAUCGAACCCGAAACAAGCGCCUAAGAUGUGUUCCCGCAACAUAAAGAUCUCGGUGGUGCUGUUUCUCGUCUUGAUACCAAUCUUCACAGCCUUGCCACACAACCACAAUCUGUCGAAGCGCAGCAACUUCUUCGAUCUGGAGUGCAAGGGGAUCUUCAACAAGACCAUGUUCUUUCGACUGGAUCGCAUCUGCGAGGACUGCUAUCAGCUGUUCCGCGAGACCAGUAUACAUCGGUUAUGCAAGAAAGACUGCUUUGAUUCAAAAUGGUUUGGCGAGUGCCUGAAAGUGCUGCUCAUACCAGAAGAAGAGGUAUCGAACUUGCAGCACUUUCUGAGGGUAGUGAACGGUUCGCCCAUAUCCUUCAACAUGACGCCGGGCCAAACAUAACUCUAAGAUCCUGAACACCCCCACAGAGAUCAAGAGCCCGAACAAAAACAAACAAAUUUAAUUAUUUAAAACGCCCAAAUUUAAUUCGUACUUAUUUAUUACUGUAGUCCUUACAGUUUAUACUAUAUGUGUUUUUUUAAAAACGAAUUACUUUUAUUAAUUUAUUGAGAACGUUAUGCGUUUGUUGUAAGUAACAUAAAUCGUAGGGAAACCACCGCAUGGAGAUGGAGAGAUGUAGAGAAAGUAACGAUAGAGAAAGAGAGAAAGAGUGGGUGGGUGGGUGGAAGAGACUCUACCGCCUGGAAUCGAAGUAUUUAUCUAUAAGUAUUCCUAGCUUGUUUUAUUAUUAUUAUUAUAAUUAAUAUUAUUGCGUUAUGCGUUCUGUAUAUACAAUAAACAAAAGAAAUCCAUUGUUUUACAUCCAUGUAGAGUAGAAUUAUUAUUUGUAUUUUUGUAUUUUACUGUAAAAUCAGCAUUUAAUUUUACAUCUUACACACGAUAAUCCGCGGAAGCAAACCCCCCUCCCCCUGAGAGUAAAAGAGAAGGCGCACACCUAACACACCAGACCGAAAGUAUUUUGCAAAUGUAUUACAAUUAAUUUUGUAACGAUUAAGCCCCUAAUUAGAAUAAAUCAGAGAAGCGAGUGGAAAUAUACAUAUACAUACAUAUGUAUCUAUAUAUGGGAAUCUAUAUCCGCAUAUACCCAACACUUAUCCGCACCCAUACUAAACUACUAAACGCUUAGUCUUAACGCUAAAACGCAAUUUGUGCAACACACAAACAAAAAACCUUUGGUAAAAGCACACAAAAAAAA